UUCCGCUGGUGCUUUAAUUAAUAAUUGGAAGGGGGCAGAGCGCUGAUCGCGGAGCCGCCGGUCCGGUACCGAAGGGAACGGCGCACUUUUCUAAGCGGCUCUCAGCGCCGAAGUUGUGCCGGUUGGUACGGAUCUGAAGCACCUAAUGGAUUUAACUUAAAUUAAAUAUCAAGUUGUCCCUCGUUAGUGCUUUUGCCGCUGGCUCCAUGCAUUAAGACAUUUGCGACCUCUCGAAGUCCUCUGACACAAUGACAACUCCAGAAGAGCGUGCCUUGGCUGGAUGCUGGAACACAGAACAUCACUCCACUGAGAGGUGACCCCCAGAUCUUCUCGAACCUGAGUAUGUCUGGAUGCUACAAUGAAUCUGAACCGCAGCACCACAGAGACCAGUAUAUUCUCAUCUAGCAGUUCCUCUACGAUGGGGCUUUACCAAGAGACUAUCGUCCCAAAGGGAGACCCAUGGCUGACGCAUCAAAACGUGGAUGAAAAUUACUCUUUCUACAGAGAGAAAGACAACCUGACAGGCUUGUACAAUGCAACUGUCACGCCCACCGUCGCAUACGACCCUCUGGGGGGUCACACUCUUUGGCAGGUCAUCCUAAUUGUCCUCUUCACUGGGCUCUUGUCUUUAGUGACCAUCAUUGGCAACAUCCUUGUGCUGCUGUCAUUUAAGGUCAACAAGCAACUGAAGACAGUAAAUAAUUACUAUCUCCUCAGCCUUGCGUUUGCCGAUCUCAUCAUCGGCGUCAUUUCGAUGAACCUCUACACCACUUAUCUCAUCAUGGAUCAGUGGGCGUUAGGCAAUUGGGCAUGCGACUUGUGGCUCGCAAUUGACUACGUAGCCAGCAACGCCUCAGUCAUGAACUUGCUGGUGAUCAGCUUUGACAGGUACUUCUCUGUAACGCGACCGCUUACGUAUCGCGCCAAAAGAACGACCAAGAGGGCCGUGGCGAUGAUCGUCCUGGCCUGGUCCAUCUCGUUCAUGCUCUGGGCACCUGCCAUCUUGUUCUGGCAGUACUUUGUCGGAGAGCGGACUGUCCCCACUGGCAAGUGCUACAUCCAGUUCCUCUCCGAGCCCAUCAUCACCUUCUGCACAGCCAUGGCGGCCUUCUACUUGCCGGUCACUAUCAUGACUGUGCUCUACUGGCGGAUCUACAAGGAGACAGAGAAUCGCUCCAAGGAGCUGGCGGGCCUGCGGGGCUCGGGCAACCAGGGUGAAAAGGCGAGCGUAGCCCAUCAGACGGGGAGCUCCAGAAGCUGCAGCAGCUAUGAGCUGAGCCGGCCGACCAAGAAGGGCUCGGUCAAGAGGAUUAUGGGACGCUUCCGCCUCUGGCCUGCACCAAAGCCCGGGAGUGAGGGGGAGCAGGAUCAAAGCAGCAGUGACAGCUGGAACAACAACGAUGCGGCAAUGUCCAUGGACCAAUCCGACUCGGAUGAGGAGGAGAUUCCCGAGAGCCGUGCCAUCUACUCCAUCGUUCUCAAUCUGCCUGGCAUGAAGGCAGCCAUGACCUCACAGCUCAUGUCACCAGAAGAGCUCCAGGUGUCUGACAAAGUCCCUCCCAAAGGAAAGGCAGGGAGCCAGCAGGGUUCCCCGACCAAGGAUGGGGGCAACCAGGAAGACAACGGCUACCACCAGCGCUUCUCAAAACCACAGGGACAGUCCGUGUCCUCAGCAGAAACAGCUAAAGCAGAGCCCACGUCCCUUGCCGCCAAGUCCCCGGCGGUACCCCUCUCCUUCAAGGAUGCUGCCCUGGCCAAGCGGUUCGCCUCCAAAGCAAGGAUGCAGAUCUCCAAGCGUAAGAAGAUGUCCCUCGUCAAGGAGAAGAAGGCAGCGCAGACCUUGAGCGCCAUCUUGUUUGCUUUCAUUAUCACAUGGACGCCCUAUAACAUCAUGGUGCUGGUGAACACCUUCUGCAACGACUGCAUCCCCGAGGCACUGUGGGCGUUGGGCUACUGGCUCUGCUACGUCAACAGCACAGUCAACCCCAUGUGCUACGCACUGUGCAAUAAGACCUUCCGGACCACGUUCAGGAUGAUCCUGCUCUGCCGGUGGGACAACAGAAGGCAGAACAAGCAGCAGUUCCAGCAGUGGCAGUCCGUCGCCUUGCGGAACAAGUUGCCGGGGAAUGCCUAAUGACGGUACCCCGACAGUGUACCGGCAAGUAGGACUCUGUGAGACUUCCCUACAUCCGUUGUCGGGACACCACAGGAAGGAAAAAAAAAACCCUUCGCUGCGGUUGCUGAAUUCCUGUUUCUGUAGGAGAUCACGCUGGAGGGGAUCAAUAUGGAGCUUAUAUAUUUUUACAGCAAAAGGGCUUUGAGUUACAACGAUAUGGGAUUGUCAUUAUUUCACAGUAAAACGGUAACUUUCAUUUGCCCCAGUAUUGAUGUACUGUGGUCUCCUUACGCACAGCGUGUCAAAUGAACAGAAAUGUAACUAUUUAAAAAAAAAAAAAACAGUAUUAUUAAGUAUUGUUGACAGGAUCCAGUUUUUGGAAACUACCUUUUAUUGUCUCCCAGUAUUACCCACAUGACCUGAGUGUGUGGGUACGACGCCUGAAGCCUGCAGCUUUAUGUUUUGCCAGUAUCAUUGUCGAUCCGUUUUUGUAUUUGGAUUUUCUGUGAAGCGCUCAUCUUGCAGAUGCAGUGAUUGUGGUGGUCUCUCUUGUGACUUCCAGUAAGACAACGUUGUGAACGCAGAGUUGAUGUAAAAGCUGCUUAAUUAUUCUGUAUGAGAUGUUAUUUGCAUUCUAGGCAAGUUGAAAUACUUUGAUUGGUGUUUAUGUAAAUACAGUUUUAUGUUUCUACUGUAUCAAUGAUAGUGGUACAUUAUUUCAGUAUGACUUGACGGACUUAUACUGAUUAUUAUCGAAUAAUUUGGCAAAAUUACAGAACAAAACAUUUUUAUUGCUUUUUAAAAAUUCUAACAAGAUAUGACUGUUGUACACUAUGUAUCUGUCACCAAAGCCUUCUAGAUAUCCUCCUCAUAAUCAUUUUUUAUAUUGCCAUAUUACAUUGUCAGACCUGAGGCCGAAAUAAUAAUCAGGACAACAGUGACCCCUGGUGGAGAAAUGUUUGUCUAACAGUUUGUCUAAAUGCUUUCUCGUCAGUGCUACCUACCAGUAUGUGAAGACCGGACGUCACCAGCAUACACACAGAACCAGGAUGAGCAGGCACUUGUAAUGCUUGUUGCCAUGUUUCUACCAUAUCAAAAUAUAUGAAAUCCUCUGGUUUUUGGACAAGUUUAGGUCAAUCCCAAUAAAGGAAAUCCCAAUAAAAUUUGUUAACUAUUACGUAAUGUAAUGCAAGACUUCCAUCUUGUUUCUGCUUAACAGUAUUGUAACAGUAACUACUACAAUACUACUACAGUAACUACUUAACAGUAGUUCCCAUAUAACACUAAAAUACUUUAAACCAUCUACCACAUCUUUGCAUACAGGCUAUAAUUAUACAUAUAGAUCUAUUUCAUUCCAAAGCUGCCAUUAACUCAGAUUAUGUGCUUGAUUGCACUCAUUUUCACAAAAUCCAGUUUAAGCUCUAAUAGUCUGAUUGGUAUCAUUUACAUUGGUUUCCAGAAAGAGGAAAUGAGUGCAGACAAGCCAGAUCCCCAGGAAUUCUGCCGUUUUGUGCAUUUCAUAUAAUAUACCAGCCCUGUGCAAAGCAGUAAUACUCUGAGUGUGAAUAGCAGGAUUCUCCCAGAGUCAGUACAGUCAGUAUGCAGCAGUAUGUGGGUAGCAUUUAAGGACCUGGUUCACAUCUCAGGAGCAACUCAGUCCUGCUUCUGUAUCCUUUACAGAGGCACUCAACCUAAAUGUAAUGCUUCAGUAGAAUACCAAGCAAAAUUAUCUGUUCAUCGAACACAAGAAGAAUAAAACACAACAGGAUGUGGAGAGCAAAUUAAAAGGCAAAUGUGAUUGUGUACAGAACUAACGCUCUGUUUUGUGAGGCAGGAAUCCCUCAUCUGCUGUGUGGUGUUUACUUGCACCUCUGUUUUGGUAUAAACAUACAGUACCAGUCGAACGUCUGGACACACCUACUGAGAAUCAUUUGUCUUUCAACAAGAUAAUGACCCGAAAUCCACCUGGAGGUUAUGUGGUAUGUAUUAUCUCAUGAACAAUGAGUUGGAGUGCUGUGACUGAUGACCAGGCUCCAAGAAGUCCCAGACCUAAACCCUAUAGAGCUGGUUUGGGGUGAGUCGCUCGAAGAGUAAGAGCAGGUGGAAACUCCUUCCGGACUGUUGGAGAAACAUUCCAGGUGGCUACAUUUGGAUGCUGGUUCAAAGAAUGCCAAGGUUCUGCAACGCUGUCAUCGAAGUAACAGGGAGCUAUUUUGAAGUGUGUAAAAUUUGAGAAAAUUUUGAAAUGUUGAGCAGUUCUUUUGGUCAUGCCGAUUUGUGUUACUCAAUUGCCAUACUGCCUCUUACCAUAAGGUGAAUAGCAGGCAACAUAGGAAGAGGUGCAUUAAAAGCAGGUGUCCAGACUUUUGACUGGCACUGUAAGCGGAAUGUUACAUGGCCUUUUUGCACAGCGUGUCACUUCGAAUUUAACUGCAACCUUUUUCUUUCCUGAGAGAAAUAAAAUACAAGGUGUCUAAUUCUGGAGGUUGAUCGUCUUCGUGUGAAAUGUAUCGGAAGUAAACAGUUUCAUGUAAAUUAAUAGAGAGCCAGACACAAGUUAAUUACAUGCAAAAUAGGGAUGGUGAGCCAAGAUGAUCUCCUUUAAGAGCCAUUUACAUUUUUAAUUGUUCUCAAUGGAGACAGAACUGGGAUUACCAGAAUAAACACCUAGCGAACAUGGUUUAACAUUCAACAAUAGCUGGAUUGACGCUCCAACAAUAAUAAACAUGAGCUCGAUUUUUUUUGUGCAUUCUUAGACAAUCGAGGGUUGCAGCAGUACAACAUCUUAGCAAGCAUGAGGCGUACUGUGGGGUGCACACACUCACACCUGCACGCAAACACACUAAAAGGCAGUGCAGAGGUGUCAUUUCUUCCUGGGGGGGGCAGCAGAGGUGAAAAACGUGCAAACGUGAGGACGCAAGCUCCCCCACAUAGAUAGCUGAGGCUGGAUUCAGACUCACGAUCCCAGAGGUGUGAGGCAACCUGAGGAUUUACACUGCAUGCUAAAUGUAUUUCCAUGUAUCCCGAUAUUAUGCGUAAUAAGCCUUAUUUAAUUUUCUAAAAAAAAAGGGCAUCUUUUAAAUUCAGUGAUGGUGUAAAAAUGAUUUUUUAGAUCUUCUGACAGAAACCUCCAUCACUGAGUUAGGUUCAUCUAUAUCUAACCCUUCCAAAGCUCAUGUUAUUUACUACCACAGGAAAUGUAGAAAUAAUUGUUUUCAAUAUUGACAGGUCUUUCAGUCCUCAAUAAAACUGACCUUUUAAAGGACAAAUGUGUUUCAUAUCUAAAUUCUGUGUCUUAUAGAGCAGAAAGAAAGAUCAAUGUCCAGAAGGUUCAAAUUCCCAAUUUCAUUGAUUUAUUUAAACCACUUUCAUGUUAAGGACUUGUGUUUUAAGUCUAUUUAUUGUAUUUUGUUUUGUUGUUGUUCUACAACU
Molecule: messenger RNA, 5548 nt
Organism: Paramormyrops kingsleyae
Lineage: Eukaryota; Metazoa; Chordata; Actinopteri; Osteoglossiformes; Mormyridae
Product: muscarinic acetylcholine receptor M3
Biological process (GO): adenylate cyclase-inhibiting G protein-coupled acetylcholine receptor signaling pathway; saliva secretion; chemical synaptic transmission
Cellular component (GO): synapse; plasma membrane; dendrite
Molecular function (GO): G protein-coupled serotonin receptor activity; G protein-coupled acetylcholine receptor activity
Source: RefSeq, a predicted model, not a curated record